GGGAGCGGCGAGGGCGCGAGGCGGUCCGACCGCCAUUUUGAAGGCGGCGGUGGGCGGGACUGAGGCGGCUGCGCUGCAGUGCAUAGUGCUUUUAAUUCUGCAAGCAGCCUUCAAACGGUACCACACUGAUACAAGGGCUAUGGCACUGCGGUCUUACAGCACUGACAACAUGUAAAGAACCUCCAACAAAGAUAUCCUGGCUCUUCAGGUUCGGGCACCUAGCCUGAUUCACCUCUUUCUAUUGCAAUGUCAAAAUGAUUCACCAAGUUUUGUUCUGAGAUGGAUUCAGGAUUUUAACGCCAGCGCCUCAGGAGCCUCCACAGAAGGCACUUUCAUUGCUUCGGAGGGUCUCAGGUUCAGCUGCUCCACUGCAGCUGUCAUUGGACACAGAGCCACUGAUGUCGACACUCUGAGCCCAGUGGUCGAGCCGUUUUGCAGCCAGCACAACAGUACAUUUACCCAGCCAGAACUUCUUCAGCUUGCUAAUGAGAGCAGUGUCACUGAAGUCAAGGAAAAUAAGGCAGAUUUAGACCCAGAGGAACUGUUGGAAAGCUUGUUGGCUUAAUGAUUAACACCUUGCAAUGCUGUGGGAGUGUUAGGACAAAGAGAGACCUCUGGACUUGUGUGUUCUCUCAGAAGAGGAGGCAGAAGCUGGCCUUGCACUGAAACGCAUCCAUUCAGUAGAGAGAGAAUUAACUGGCAGGUUGGGGGAUCUUGGUUGCUUGAGGACUCACCGGUGUGUGUGCAAGCCCACCCCAAGCUGAGCGGAGCAGCUCAGCCUGGCCACCCUAGGCAGCAUGUCCCUCCGUGAGCACGCGCUGUCCCUCUUCCGCAGCGCAGUGGGCACCGUCCGGCCAGCCCCAAUGCUGAAGAGGGCACUGAAGCUCCAGGGAGAGGGGUGCCCUGAGCUGCUGGUGAGCAGCCGUGCCUUCCCGUUGAAGAGGGACCUGUACUUGGUGGGGUUUGGCAAAGCUGUGCUGGGGAUGGCGGCAGCGGCAGAAGAGAUCCUGGGAGACCACCUCGUUCGGGGGAUCAUCAACGUGCCACUGGGCAUCCAGGAGAGCCUGCAGCGAGCGGGAAUGCAGGAGAUGCUGCUGAAGCCACACAGCAGAAUCCAGGUCAUUGAAGGUGCCAAGAACAACCUCCCUGACCCAGAGGCUCUUAGGGGAGCAAGUGCCAUUCGGGAGCUGGCUGAGGGCCUGACAGCAGAUGACCUGCUCCUUGUGCUCAUCUCAGGAGGUGGAUCAGCCCUACUGCCUGCUCCCAUCCCACCCAUUCUCCUGGAGGAGAAGGAGAAGCUCACAAAAAUGCUGGCUUCCCGAGGAGCUGCCAUACAGGAGCUGAACGCUGUCCGGAAAAUUCUGUCUCUGCUGAAGGGUGGAGGGCUGGCCCGCCUUGCAUAUCCUGCACAGGUGGUGAGCCUCAUCCUUUCCGACGUGAUUGGUGACCCCCUGGAUAUCAUAGCGAGUGGGCCCACUGCCGCCAGCUCCCACAGCGUCCAAGACUGCCUUCAGAUCCUGGCCAAAUACAACCUGCUGCACAGCCUGCCCAGCUCCGUGGAAGCAGUUCUCUCCAGCUCUCCCACCAAGCCCGCUGCUGCAGAAGACUACUCCCACGUUUGCAACGUCAUCAUUGGGUCAAACACGUUGGCUUUGGCUGAGGCCAAGCGCCAUGCAGAGAGCCUGGGCUAUGUGACCCUGGUUCUCAGUGCAGCGGUCUGUGGGGAUGUUGGCCGUGUUGCUGUGCUGUACUGCCAGCUGAUCUGCCUGCUCUGCCUGCGCUUGGCCAGCCUUGGGGAAGGGCCUCGGGGCUCUGAGCUGAAGGGGAAUCUCCUGCAGCUGGCGGCAGAGUUAGACAUCCCGGGUUUGAACAUGGCUGAGUUUCUGCAGGCCCUGCAAGGAAUGGGGCCCCGGAAACCGGUCUGCGUCCUGGCUGGAGGAGAAACUACGGUUCAGCUUCAAGGAACUGGGAAGGGAGGGAGAAACCAAGAGCUGGCUCUGCGAGUGGGGCUGGGGCUGCACAGGGCACGGGGUGUUGAGGCCAGCAACCUGGGCAGGUGUGAUGUCGUCUUCCUGAGUGGGGGAACAGACGGGCAAGACGGGCCCACAGAUGCAGCUGGGGCUUUCUGCAGCCCAGAGCUGGUGGCUGAGGCGCUGCAGGAAGGCCUCGAUGCAGAGACCUUUCUCAGCAACAAUGACUCCUAUGCCUUCUUCAGCCACUUCCAGCAUGGACGUCAUCUCCUGGUGACUGGCUUGACGGGCACCAAUGUCAUGGACAUCCAGGUUAUUUUAAUUAGAGCCACGGACAGAUCACGAGAGCUCCCUCUGCAGAUAUUCUGAUGCAUUUAAUUAGCAGCAGGGGUAAAUAAGGCCAUAAACAUUGCAGAUGAAACUACUAGGCUUGCUGUCAAGGGUGCUAAUAUCUCUGACAGAAAGAGUCCACUAAUUAGGCGAAAGCAAAUCCACAGUAAAAGCAUUGGGAACAGUCAA
This is a messenger RNA of Meleagris gallopavo (turkey), 2489 nucleotides long. The record is from RefSeq and is a predicted model, not a curated record. NCBI's taxonomy places the organism in Eukaryota, Metazoa, Chordata, Aves, Galliformes, Phasianidae.